AAUCAAUCAAAACUGAAUGAAAACUGUGAGUUUCGUUGUUUGUUUUAUAGGUUUUAAAAAUGGCUUGUCGUAUGCUACACAUUUGUAGAGUUGUAAAUAAUUCAAUAAAAAAUGUUCAAUCUAUAAACAAUGGUAUAUGUAAUUUAUUGUUUGUCAAUCACUCACAUUUGUUAAAAACACACGUCCCUUUAUUAAAUAAUACGAGAAAUUCUACAUUCUUUGUGAAUAAAACUGGAGAUGAAUUAUGGAAGGGUGUGACAAGUGUCAGUAAUGCAGGAAGACGCAGAGGUAGAGGAAGAGGAGUAGCGAAAAAGAGAGAUCUAAACAAGGGGCAAAUUAUUGGAAUGGGAAAAAUUCCGAUACAAUUUCCUGGCCUAAACACUCCUGUGUUUAGAGGAAAAGAAUUAGUUCAACAGCAAAAACUGUCUGUAGAUCCUGAAAGAAAGCAAAAACUUAUAGAAUUUCGACAAAGUCAGACCAGACCAAUGCGAGUAAAAUUAUCGCCAUUGGAACGUGGUUGGACUAGCAGCAAAAUGGGCGGCAGAAAGAUUGGACCACCUGAUCCUAUUGAAGAAGAUACUUUUGAAGGUUUUGAAACCUGGGUUUUGGAAAACAAAAUGAUAACUUGUAUGACUGGUAAUUUAGGACGCAAGAAUAGAGUCAGUUCAUUUGUAGUAACUGGAAAUGGAAAUGGAUUAGCUGGAUUUGCAAUAUCAAAAGCACCUGUAGCUAAAGCAUCCUUAAAGACGGCUAAAAAUAGGGCAGGUCAAAGACUAAUGUAUAUUCCUAGAUAUAAGGAACACACUGUGUUGCAUGACUUCUUUACACAGUUUGGGAGUACAAAAAUAUUUGUAAAAAAAAUGCAUGAAGGAUAUGGGCUUGUCUGUCAUCGUGUGAUAAAAGCGUGUUGCGAGGCAAUUGGCAUAAAGGACAUAUAUGCCAAAGUAGAAGGAGCUAAAAAUGUAAAACAUACUGUAAAAGCAUUCUUUAUUGGUUUAUUGCAACAGAAAUCAUAUCAACAAUUAGCAGAAGAAAAACGGUUGCAUGUAGUCGAGUUUAAAGCAGAAAAUGGGAAUUAUCCAGUAGUACUUGCUUCACCAGCGCAAGUCAGAAAACCAAACGAAGUGCCAUCCAAUGAGCCUCUCGAUUUUACUCAAUAUGUAAUGGGCAAUAGAGUGGUAUUGAAAAAGAAGAAAUUACCGCCAUUCUUUACUAAACUUCCGUCUUACAAAAAGAGAUUGGUAAAACUUGAACGAACAAGAAACUCCGAUGAAACAAGAAUACAAUUACUAGCGAAAUAUGGAAAGCUGCAUAGUUUCCUGACCGAAAAAUAUCCAGAGGCACAAUUACUUUGUAAGCGAAAGCCACGCGAAGAUGAAACAGUAGAAUAAAGAAGUCGUAUAAUUAUUAUACUUUUAUGUAUAAACGUUUCAAAAUGAUCUAAAAUAU
Molecule: messenger RNA, 1449 nt
Organism: Camponotus floridanus (Florida carpenter ant)
Lineage: Eukaryota; Metazoa; Arthropoda; Insecta; Hymenoptera; Formicidae
Gene: mRpS5
Product: 28S ribosomal protein S5, mitochondrial
Exons: 6
Coding region: 60-1391 (443 amino acids)
Biological process (GO): translation
Cellular component (GO): ribosome
Molecular function (GO): structural constituent of ribosome; RNA binding
Source: RefSeq, a predicted model, not a curated record